CCCAAUGAUUUUACCAAGUAUAUGCCCUUAUUCAUCAACGACUCUCUCUCUCUCUCUCGCCCCAGAGUCAGAGCUCGCAACAACUCUCAUCUCUCUCUCUCUCAUUCAACAACCUAUACAUACAACUACAAUUGUAGUUGUAUGUAUACCCUCUGACUCAGUGCCCUCUCCUCCUCUCUCAUCUCUCUCCCAAAUCUCUAGGGUUUUGCAACCAUGAGUCUCUCUGUUGCUCAAGGUUUCACCAAGUCUUUUGCCAUGACCGUGCUCUCCGAGAUCGGUGACAAGACUUUCUUCGCCGCCGCGAUAUUGGCAAUGCGCUACCCUAGGAGACUCGUCCUGUCAGGGUGUUUAACAGCUUUGAUUGUAAGUAUUUGGGACGUGCUUGAUCACUUUGCUAUGAAGAAGGCAUGUUAUAUAUUCAACUUAAAUGUGAUCUCUCGUAAAUGGACUCAUCACGUAACAACAUUGUUGUUUUUGGGGUUUGGUCUAUGGUCUUUGUGGGACGUAGUUAAAGGAGAAGGGGAGGCUGAAGAAUUGGCUGAAGUUGAAGCGAAAUUGGAUGCUGAUUGGAAAGCUAAUAAAGGAAGUACAAAACAGGGUAAAAAGGCUAACGACGAUUUAAAAAAGGAAAGGCGACAAUUUCUCACUCAGUUCUUCUCACCCAUCUUUCUAAAGGCAUUUUCCAUUACUUUCUUUGGUGAAUGGGGUGACAAAAGUCAGAUAGCUACCAUCGGCUUGGCUGCAGAUGAGAACCCACUUGGUGUUGUCCUUGGUGGAAUCUUAGGACAAGCAUUGUGCACUACUGCUGCUGUCCUGGGAGGAAAGAGCUUGGCAUCUCAGAUAUCUGAGAAAUUUGUUGCACUCUCAGGUGGGGUUCUCUUCAUAAUUUUUGGAAUCCAAUCCUUCCUUGCGACUGUCGAGUCAUGAUGUCUGUAACAUUGCUAAUGAUAACAAAGGAUAAUUGUGAAGGUUAAAGAGCAAAUACAUUUCAACAUUGUGAGGGUUCUUUUCCUUUCACCACUGCAGAGGGUCAUAUAUUUGUCAUAAAGGUGAUUCACAUAACCAGAAGAGAACUGGUUUUUAGAGCUAUGAUAUAUUAUUUUUACAAGGAUCAAAGGUCAAAGUUACUCCAUGCUGGCAUUUUGGAGUGGAUUGAUAAUUUGUUCCCUUAGCCUCAAGACUUAUCUUUUAUUUUUUUUUUUAUAGGUUAUUUGAUAUAAAUUUUGCUGGAUAUUUGACUUGACUUAGGUAUUAAUAGGGCAUCAUUCCAUGCACUAAAUUAACCAUUUUUGUUAUCUAUGUUAUUGGAUUUCACUUGGAAAAGAAAAUUUUCUAUACUGAU
Molecule: messenger RNA, 1342 nt
Organism: Camellia sinensis
Lineage: Eukaryota; Viridiplantae; Streptophyta; Magnoliopsida; Ericales; Theaceae
Source: RefSeq, a predicted model, not a curated record